Messenger RNA from Apis laboriosa (Himalayan honeybee), 539 nucleotides. RefSeq names its product 40S ribosomal protein S15 (gene RpS15). Gene Ontology annotation, molecular function: structural constituent of ribosome; RNA binding. The record is from RefSeq and is a predicted model, not a curated record. The coding region runs from base 58 to 501 and encodes 147 amino acids. NCBI's taxonomy places the organism in Eukaryota, Metazoa, Arthropoda, Insecta, Hymenoptera, Apidae. Gene Ontology annotation, biological process: ribosomal small subunit assembly; translation. Gene Ontology annotation, cellular component: cytosolic small ribosomal subunit; ribosome. The transcript is spliced from 3 exons.
ACAGUAUAGAACGAAGGGCGCUGUUUCUUGUUGUCGUUUCUCUCAAGAACUGAAAACAUGGCCGAGGCAGAAGAAACUCAAAAGAAAAAGAGGACUUUCCGAAAGUUUACCUUUCGGGGAGUUGAUCUCGAUCAACUCCUUGAUAUGCCAAAUGAACAGCUUAUGGUUUUAAUGCAUGCCCGUGCUCGAAGACGAUUUUCUCAUGGUUUAAAAAGAAAAUCCAUGGCUUUGGUAAAAAAGUUACGUAAAGCGAAAAAGGAAACACCACCGAAUGAAAAACCAGAAAUUGUUAAAACUCAUUUACGUAAUAUGAUUAUUGUACCAGAAAUGGUAGGUUCAAUUGUUGGUGUUUAUAAUGGUAAAACAUUUAAUCAAGUUGAAAUUAAACCCGAAAUGAUCGGUCAUUAUUUGGGAGAAUUUUCUGUUACUUAUAAACCUGUAAAGCAUGGUAGACCAGGUAUUGGUGCUACUCAUUCUUCAAGAUUUAUUCCAUUAAAGUAAUUUAUAUUUGUAAUAUGAAUAAACUGUAUAAAAAAUAA